This is a messenger RNA of Sardina pilchardus (European sardine), 2689 nucleotides long. It is a transcript of the gene plppr3a, whose product is annotated as phospholipid phosphatase related 3a. The transcript has 9 exons. Lineage: Eukaryota; Metazoa; Chordata; Actinopteri; Clupeiformes; Clupeidae. The record is from RefSeq and is a predicted model, not a curated record. Gene Ontology annotation, biological process: signal transduction; phospholipid metabolic process; phospholipid dephosphorylation. Gene Ontology annotation, molecular function: phosphatidate phosphatase activity. Bases 13 to 2349 code for a protein of 778 amino acids. Gene Ontology annotation, cellular component: plasma membrane.
CCCGCCUCCAGAAUGAUGUCACCAAAAGACAAACCUAAGAAGAAGCCCCCUAAAGACAGCAUGACCUUGCUGCCGUGCUUCUACUUUGUUGAGCUGCCCAUCGUGGCCUCGUCUAUGAUCUCGCUGUACUUCCUGGAGCUGACCGACCUCCUGCAGCCGGCCAGGGUGGGCUUCCGCUGCCACGACCGGGCGCUCAGCAUGCCGUACAUCGAGACGGGCGACGAGCUCAUCCCCCUGCUCAUGCUGCUGAGCCUGGCCUUCGCCGGACCAGCUGCCUCCAUUAUGAUCGGCGAGGCUCUGAUGUACUGCAUGCAGUCCCAUCUGAAGCAGCGGCGCAGUUGCGAGGGCAGCAUCAACGCCGGCGGCUGCAACUUCAACUCCUUUCUGCGCAGGACCGUCCGCUUCGUCGGAGUGCAUGUGUUCGGGCUCUGUGCCACGGCCCUGGUGACCGACGUCAUCCAGCUGGCCACGGGCUACCACACGCCCUUCUUCCUGACCGUGUGCAAGCCCAACUACACGUCCCCGGGCGUGGCCUGCGAGAAGAACCCCUACAUCACCCAGGACAUCUGCGCGGGGAGAGACCAGUACGCCAUCUUGUCUGCCAGGAAGACGUUCCCGUCUCAACACGCCACCCUCUCCGGCUUCGCAGCUGUCUACAUAUCGAUGUACUUCAACUCCACCAUCUCGGACAGCACCAAGCUGCUCAAGCCCCUGCUGGUGUUUGCGUUCGCCAUCGCCGGAGCCCUGGCCAGCCUGACCCAGAUCACCCAGUACCGCAGCCACCCCAUCGACGUCUACGUGGGCUUCGUCAUCGGAGCCGGCAUCGCCGUCUACCUGGCGCUGUACGCCGUGAGCAACUUCAAGUCCACGGAGGACGCCCCCCCUCGCCCCGCCAAGCACGCCCAGACGGCGCAGAAGGACGCCCUGCGGGCGCUGACCCAGCGCGGGCACGACUCGGUCUACCAGAAGGCCAGCGCCUCGGAGAGCAACGACGAGCUGGCCGGCCCGCCGCACGUGGCCGGCCUGAACCGCAAGGUGCGGCGCGAGAAGGCCUCCAUGGGCAGCCUGAAGCGCGCCAGCGCCGACGUGGAGCUGCUGGCGCCCCGCAGCCCCAUGGGCAAGGAGACCAUGGUGACCUUCAGCAACACGCUGCCGCGCGCCUUCACCAACACGGCCGAGGACACCACCCAGCGCCACAUGACCUUCCACGUGCCCAUGGACCCGCAGCGCUCCAAGCAGCUGGUGUCCGAGUGGCGGCAGAAGUCCAUCGAGAUGCGGAGCCUGAGCCUGAAGGACGACGAGCUGGACGGCGCGGUCACUGCGGCUGCCACCACCGCCGUCACGGAGGGAGCCGCAGGGGGAGAGGCCGACACCGCCGAGGAGCUCGGGGCCUCCUCCCACUCCACCCUCUACCCCACCGUGCAGGCGGCUAGCCGGGCCGGUGUCCAGCCGGGUCCGGCGGGGGCGCGUGUGGUCCUCCCUCCGCGGCCGCCCGGCGCCCCCCCGCUGGUGCACAUCCCCGAGGAGGCCUUGCGCCCGCCGCCCGUCUCCCCGAAGAGCGCCACCACGCGCGCCAAGUGGCUCUCCAUGAGCGUGGACAAGGCCGCCGUGCCCGUGCCCGCGCCCGAGCCCCCCCGCCUGCCCGCGCCGGCCCAGCCGCGCGUGGCGCAGGUCAUGGCCAUGUCCAAGCAGCUCGGCCCGCCGACCGUCACCUCCAAGGGCUCGGACGCGGGCGGCGGCGGAGGAGCGGGCAGCGUUGGCGGCGGGGGCUCGUCCUGCGCCACCUCCUCCACGGGCUCCGAGUCGCCGUACUACCGCAUCCCCUCCGACCGCGACAGCGGCAGCAUCGUCACCAUCGACGCCCACGCGCCGCACCACCCCGUGGUGCGCCUGUCCUCGGGCAACGGCAACCCCUGGGACUGGAUGAGCGCCACCAACGGAGGGGGCACCUCCGAGGCGCAAGAGGCUGGCGGCGGUGGCAUCGGCGGGGGCGGUGGCAUCCUGGACGGCACCAAGUCGCUCCACCGGCAGGACAGCAUCAGCAUGCGCGACUACCACCACCGGCCCGCCAAGGCCGACUCCGUGGGCUCCUCGGCCAGCGACUCCAGCCGCGAGCUGCCCCUGCCGCCGCCGCCGCACCCGGACCUGCUGCUGGACAGCGGCCACGCCCACGCCCACGCCCACGCCCACGCGCGCACCCACAGCCUGAGCCGCCACUCCCCGCUCCACCGCAAGCCCUCCAUGUCCGCCCGCGACUGGGACCCGCUGGUGCAGCCGCCGCAGCUGGAGCCCGACCACUUUUUUAAGAACUUACAGACCGACAGCUUAAGCCGACGGUACAAAGACUGACCGCCACUUGGACUAGAGGCACUGGCCUCGCGGGCGGCUGUAUGGUGUAGGACGUUGCUGUAGUGUUUAGCCUGCGAGGACGACGUUUGUUUUGUAUCUCAGGAGAGAGACGCUCAACCCAACUUGGCCAUCUCUUUGACUGGGCAUCUGGACGGACUUCACUACAAGCCCUGCAGGUAUUAACGUUAAUCUCUCAGCAAUCAGUUCUGUUUACACAGUCUGUGCAAGCAUUUGAUGGAGGAAACAUUGGCAUCCCAAAUAGGUUGUUUUGGACAAUGGAUAUUCUGCUCAACAUGAAUAAAUGGCCUUUGUACAUUUUCAUUGCACUGCAUUUGGGCAU